Messenger RNA from Tupaia belangeri chinensis (Chinese tree shrew), 837 nucleotides. It is a transcript of the gene KLK13, whose product is annotated as kallikrein related peptidase 13. The transcript has 5 exons. Gene Ontology annotation, biological process: proteolysis. Gene Ontology annotation, molecular function: serine-type endopeptidase activity. Lineage: Eukaryota; Metazoa; Chordata; Mammalia; Scandentia; Tupaiidae. Gene Ontology annotation, cellular component: secretory granule. The record is from RefSeq and is a predicted model, not a curated record. Bases 1 to 837 code for a protein of 278 amino acids.
AUGUGGACCCUGGCUGCUGUGGUGGCCUCCCUGACGGUGGCCUUGUCAAAAGGCAUCUCGCGGGAGCACCCCAAGAUUCUCAACGGCACUGACGGAGCCAAUGGUUUCCUACCAGGUGGCUACACCUGCCUGCCCCACUCCCAGCCCUGGCAGGCGGCCCUGCUAGUGCAAGGGCGGCUACUCUGUGGGGGAGUCCUGGUCCACCCCAAGUGGGUCCUCACGGCAGCACACUGUCUGAAAGAUGAGUACAGAGUUUACCUGGGCAAGCACGCACUGGGGCGUGUGGAGACCGGCGAGCAGGUGAGGGAGGUAGCCCGCUCUCUCCCCCACCCUCAGUACCGGAUCAGCCCCACCCACAUGAACCAUGACCACGACAUCAUGCUUCUGGAGCUGCAGUCCCCGGUCCAGCUCACAGGCUACGUCCGUGUCCUGCCCCUUUCCCACGAGGACUGCUUCCCCCCUGGCACCUGCUGUCGGGUGUCUGGCUGGGGCACCACCACCAGCCCCCAGGUAAGUUACCCCCAAACCCUGCAGUGUGCCAACAUCCAGCUGCGCUCGGAUGAGGAGUGUCGCCAGGUGUACCCCGGGAAGAUCACGCGCAACAUGCUGUGUGCCGGCACCAAGGAGGGUGGCAAGGACUCCUGCGAGGGUGAUUCUGGGGGCCCCCUGGUCUGUAACGGAACACUCCAUGGCAUAAUCUCCUGGGGAGACUUCCCGUGCGGGCAGCCUGACCGGCCUGGCGUCUACACUCGAGUGUCCCAGUACGUUCCAUGGAUCCACGAGACGAUACGAAAGCACAAAACCGAGGAGCAGAAAUGGACGAGAGACCCACAGUGA